This is a messenger RNA of Dryobates pubescens (Downy woodpecker), 2460 nucleotides long. RefSeq names its product coenzyme Q8A (gene COQ8A). Gene Ontology annotation, cellular component: extrinsic component of mitochondrial inner membrane. The record is from RefSeq and is a predicted model, not a curated record. The coding region runs from base 121 to 2085 and encodes 654 amino acids. NCBI's taxonomy places the organism in Eukaryota, Metazoa, Chordata, Aves, Piciformes, Picidae. The transcript has 15 exons. Gene Ontology annotation, biological process: ubiquinone biosynthetic process. Gene Ontology annotation, molecular function: kinase activity.
CCUCGGGGGCGGGGCGUGAGGCCGGGCCGAGGCCGGGGGCGGCCGGGGCGGUAAACAGGAGCGCGAGGCCCGGGCGGCGGGCGCGGAGCUGAGUGGAUCGAGCACAGAAAGACAUCAGCCAUGGCAGGUGAUGCCAUCAUGGUCAUGAGAGGCUUCACAAAGCUGAGUAAAGCAAUCGUGGAAACCCAGGUGGGUCAGCUUCGGCAGGUCUUCCUUGGAGGUGAUGCAGUUACCAUUGCAAGGACUGUACAGGCCACUGUUGAAGACCAGUUGAGUUCUGCCUUGGGCAAAGUGCAGGAAUUAGGCAAACAGCAGGAGAACUUGGCUGAUCUCAGUGAUAAGUUUUGGGAAGAUUUUGGGAAGGACUAUGAGUUCUCAGCCCAAGAGCGAUCCGAUGCUCCAAUGGACUUCUCCACUUCCCCUGGCAAGCUUCACCAACACAGCAGCGAAGGCCCUGCUUACUCUUACACUACAAAUGGACCUUUUAAAAGUGCUGGUGAUGCUGGAGAUUCUGACAUGGAUCAGAAAUCUUCUCCUCCCAAAAUGGAUGCGAGGUUAUUUAGAGGCUUCAGGGACCCUGGAAAUCCUUUUGCUGCUACCUUUGGACAAAAUAGGGCUUUUCACCAAGACCAUUCCUCUGUUGGUGGAUUAACAGCUGAAGAUAUUGAUAAAGCCAGACAGGCUAAACCAGGUUCAGGACAGAAACCCUAUAAACAGAUGCUCAGCGAGAGAGCCCGGGAGAGGAAGGUUCCUGUCACGCGGAUCGGACGGCUCGCCAACUUUGGAGGACUAGCUGUUGGCCUUGGCAUUGGAGCGUUGGCAGAAGUUGCAAAGAAGAGCCUUAGACCUGAGGAACGCAGUGGAAAGAAAGCAGUGAUGGAUUCCAGCCCAUUCCUGUCAGAGGCCAACGCAGAACGAAUCGUGAGAACCUUGUGCAAGGUCCGGGGAGCAGCACUGAAGCUGGGACAGAUGUUAAGCAUUCAAGAUGAUGCCUUCAUCAACCCCCACCUGCAGCGGAUUUUCGAGCGUGUCCGUCAGAGUGCUGACUUCAUGCCCAUAAAGCAGAUGAUGAAAACCCUGAACAAUGAUCUUGGCCCCAGCUGGAGGGACAAACUGGAGUCCUUUGAAGAACGUCCCUUUGCUGCUGCUUCAAUUGGUCAGGUUCACCUGGCACGCUUGAAAAAUGGGAAAGAAGUUGCCAUGAAAAUCCAGUACCCUGGAGUCGCCCAGAGCAUCAACAGUGACGUUAACAACCUGAUGACUGUCCUGAGCAUGAGCAACAUUCUCCCUGAAGGUUUGUUCCCUGAACAUUUGAUUGAAGUCGUGAGCAGAGAGCUGGCCCUGGAGUGUGACUACCAGAGAGAAGCUGCCUGUGCAAGGAAAUUCCAGGAGCUGCUGAAGGACCACCCCUUCUUUUAUGUCCCAAAAGUAAUAGAUGAGCUGUGCAGCAAACACGUCCUGACCACAGAGCUGGUGUCUGGCUUCCCCUUGGAUCAAGCUGCAGGGCUGAGCCAGGAGAUCCGAAAUGAGAUCUGUCACAACAUCCUAGUGCUGUGUCUGCGGGAGCUGUUUGAAUUCAGGUACAUGCAGACUGACCCAAACUGGUCAAACUUCUUCUACGACCCACAGCUGCACAAGGUGGCCCUGCUGGACUUUGGAGCAACACGAGGGUUUGAUGAGAAGUUCACAGAUGUCUACAUAGAGGUAAUCAAGGCAGCUGCUGACAUGGACAGAGAGAGAGUUCUGAAGAAGUCCAUUGAAAUGAAAUUCCUCACUGGCUAUGAAGUCAAGGAAAUGGAAGAUGCCCACUUAAAUGCUGUCCUCAUCCUGGGAGAGGCUUUUGCAUCCGAGGAGCCUUUUGAUUUCGGCAACCAAAGCACCACGGAAAAGAUCCACGGUCUGAUCCCGGUCAUGCUGAAGCAUCGGCUGAUCCCUCCACCAGAGGAGACCUACUCUCUCCAUCGGAAGAUGGGGGGUUCCUUCCUUAUCUGCACCAAACUGAAGGCCAAAAUCCCCUGCAAAAACAUGUUCCAAGAGGCAUACAGCAAAUACUGGAGCAGCAGAGGCAAGAAGCCAGAGGAGUAGGAAGGAUUUGAACUAAGGAUGUCUCGUUCUGAGGGCGCAGUUCACCUGAGCCUUGCAGAGAGCGUUCUAAGCCUCCCAUGCAUUGCACCCCAGUUCUCCAUCCUCUUGAGAUGCAGCAGCUCUGCCCUGGAAUCCAAGGGUGUGUUUCACAAGGACAAAGCUGUUCUGUCGUGCUCUGUGUGUGUCCUACGCUGACUGCCAGUGCAGGAAGCUAUCUUCUUUGAGUGCUUCUCUACUGUGGCAAGGCAGCAGCUGACUACCUGGAGUGCGUCGGUAACGUGGUGGUGGUGGUGGCUGCAGAUUGAUUGGGGAGGGGAAAGGAGGACAAAGAGUAGCUUUGAAUAUGGAAACCCUGUUUGCAAUUCUCCACAAAUC